Messenger RNA from Spinacia oleracea (spinach), 651 nucleotides. RefSeq lists its product as uncharacterized. The coding region runs from base 1 to 651 and encodes 216 amino acids. The transcript has a single exon. Lineage: Eukaryota; Viridiplantae; Streptophyta; Magnoliopsida; Caryophyllales; Amaranthaceae. The record is from RefSeq and is a predicted model, not a curated record.
AUGAUCCCAAAAGGUUCCCCUUUCACUCCAGGGAUCCUUGAGGAACCUCUCCCAAGGAUGAAGCUCCCUAGGCACAUCAAGUAUGACGGCUCCACAGAUCCCGACGAUCACAUAACUGCGUACGAAGGACAUAUGUACCUAUACACCGCAUCCUCGGCAGUAUGGUGCAAGUGCUUCCCAGCUACGCUAAGCGGUUUGGCCCAAACCUGGUUCAAAAACAUGAGGGCCGGAUCCAUCCGCAACUUCAGGCAGUUGUCGAAGCAAUUCUGUGAGCACUUUGUCAGCAACAAACGUAGGGAGAAAACAUCAGCCGAACUGUGGAGCGUGAAGCAGCGAGGGGAUGAAAGCCUAAGAGACUAUCUUGGGCGAUUCAACCGAGAAGUUGUGAUGAUACCCGAUAUUAAGCCGGACGUCGCCAUACUGGCUCUUACACAUGGCCUACGUAAAAGCAGGUAUAGAGAUUACCUAGCAAAGAAGAAUGUCUCCAACCUAGGAGCUGCUCUUGAAAAGGCGGACGAAUACAUCAGGAUUGAGGAAUUUAAUAGGACACUGGCCGUAUCCAACCAUGAUGAUUACGUCCAUCCAACGAUGGUAGACUCCAGGAAGGACGACAAAAGGGAGAAGGGUAGUCAAAGAAGAAAGGACAACUGA